Messenger RNA from Triticum turgidum subsp. durum (durum wheat), 1242 nucleotides. NCBI's taxonomy places the organism in Eukaryota, Viridiplantae, Streptophyta, Magnoliopsida, Poales, Poaceae. The record is from the annotation of a GenBank genome assembly.
AUGCAUCAGGUGCUAGCCACUGCUUCACCAUCACCACAGCUAUAUAACCCACGGCACCACGGAACCGCCUUUAUAAAGACAGGCUCUGCGCUUGGCGUUCUUCUUCGAUCCAGUUCAAACCGAGCGACACCGAUCAACUUGGGCAUGGCUGGAGGAGCUGCGAUGGGGCCGGGAGGGCUGUGGAGGAGGUACGCGCCGCACAACAUGAUGAUCAUGGUGCAGCUGUGCUACACCUUGAUGUACUUCGUCACCGAGGCCGCCUUCAACCGGGGGCUCAACCCCUACGUCUACGUCACCUACCGCCACCUCCUCGUCGCCGUCCUCCUCUGGCCCUUCGCCUACUACCACGAGAAGAAGUUGAGGCCCAAGAUGACAUGGAUGCUGUUCCUGGAGAUCUUCGUGCUCUCACUUCUAGGGGUGAGCUUGACCCUGAACAUGUACUUCGCGAGCCUCAAGUACACGUCCCCGACCUUCGUCACCUCCAUGGUCAACACCGUGGCCUCCAUCACCUUCGUCAUCGCCAUCGCGCUCCGGAUGGAGAUCGUGGACCUGCGGAGCGCGCGGGGCCUCGCCAAGGUGGCCGGCACGGCGGUGUCCUUCGCGGGGGUCACCACCAUGACGCUGUACAAGGGGACGGCGAUCGCGAGUCCCUGGAGGGCGCCGGUGCACAUCCCCCGCGGCGGCGACGCCCCGCACGACGCCUGGCUCAAGGGGUCCCUCCUCGCCGUGGCCAGCUGCGUUUGCUGGUCCGUCUGGUACAUCAUGCAGGCGACGUCCGUGAAGCGGUACCCGGCGGAGCUGUCGCUGACGGCGUGGAUGGCCACCGUGGGCGGGGUCCAGUCGGCGGCCUUCACCCUGCUGCUGCAGCACGAGAGGCAGGACUGGCUCAUCGGCUUCGGCCUCAAGUUCUGGUGCAUCAUCUACUCCGUACGCGCCUGCCCUUGUCUUCUCCCCCGUCCUCCAUGCACGUCACCACCAUGUGGCCAGCCAGUGCUCAUGAACUGCAUGCGUGCACGAACGUUGUGUUUCAGGGGCUCGCGUGCAGCGGGUUCACGGUGUUCGCGCAGCUGUGGUGCACGGAGAAGAAGGGGCCGGUGUUCGUCACCAUGUUCAACCCGGUGUCCACCAUCAUGGUGGCCAUCCUCGCCUACUUCAUCUUCGGCGAGAACCUAUACGUCGGAAGGUAUGUACUCCUACGUAGUAGUACAUGCGUGUGGUGCAUGCCCGCUGUUGCUCAACUAA